Messenger RNA from Alternaria atra, 1950 nucleotides. RefSeq lists its product as uncharacterized. The transcript has a single exon. NCBI's taxonomy places the organism in Eukaryota, Fungi, Ascomycota, Dothideomycetes, Pleosporales, Pleosporaceae. The coding region runs from base 1 to 1950 and encodes 649 amino acids. The record is from RefSeq and is a predicted model, not a curated record.
AUGGAGACUCCAGCGGAGAUCCUCCAGAUUCGAAAGCAGUGGGGAGAUCUGAAGCCUAAUCUCCGCAAGCAUCCAAAAGACAAAGCGAACGUCGCUAGCGCUAACUGGCCUGCUGAAGACUCCAUCGCAAACAGUGCUAAGCGAGAGGACGGCAUGUACAACUGCUUGCACGUAAAUGGCAGUUUCGCGUGUUGCAAGAAAGGGGGUCUCGAUGCAAAGGGCAAGAAGCGCUCCAUCGACAAGCAAAUUCGUGGUUUCAAGACUAAAGUCGAGGAGAUGAUUGUAAAGAAGGAUUUACAUAUUGCUCACAAGGCUUGGACUAACUGGCUUAACAAAAAGGAGCUUGAAGCUUCCUACUCCGCGGAGAUGGCGAGGAUCGAUGCCCUGUUAGCACUUGUGCAUGGUCGCGCACAGCCAAUGCGAACGCCAGCCCCGGUUGCUCCUCAAGCGACUGCUCGGCGACAUAUACCCCCACCAGCAGUUACUGUUUUCGUACCACCGGCGCCACAGAUCGAAAAUCUACGCCCUCUACAACAGGCUGGUUAUACUAGCCCAGCAUCUCAACAGCUUUAUGAGACUAACCAGCACCUGUUUCUGACGCAACAGCCAGGUGCUGUAGCCAGGCCACCAGGUCAACCAGCUGCUCAGAAUCAGCAUAAAAAGCAACAAGGCUCUGCGGAUACGUCUCUUCGAACUCACGCACUCAUGUCUGCCAUACCGAACCCACCAGUAGAAUUGAACCAGCAAAUUGCCAGUUCUAGCCCGGGUUCUGCCAGGAAACAGCAUAUCGACGAACCACUUCGACUGAAGGCUGCAAAUGCAAUUCGCGGGCAGAAUGAGCGAACCAGCUGGCAACAACCGGUCAUGGUUGGGGACAUUGACUUAUCAAAAGAGAGCUGCCGUGACAAGUACGAGGAAGUCUUUCAGAAGAAUGCUGCGGCGGUGUCGUCGGUGGCGUCUAUCGUCCCCUUGAACGAUUCACAACAACAAGCACUACGAAAGCUCCAGACACCGCCGCCAGGAAUCACUAGUCACUCCCGAGCUCAGCGUCCGCGGUUGAAUCUGGCGACAAACCGAGAAGUUGAAUCAGGCCUGCUAUCCGCAACCAUGACCCCAAGCCCUGGUACAAAGAUAGCAGGAAGCUUUACAUCUCCUUCUACACCAGACACGUCUCUUCUCACGCCGUCAUCUUCCAAAUUCACACCGGCAAAAUCUGCUGUAGAUUACCGACAGGUAGCGAUGAAGAUGUUCCAACAGCUGAUCAAGGACCAGGAGCCCAUCGUGCUUCCCGGAUUAAAGAUCACAAGGGAAAACUUCACCACCGACAUGAACGGUUAUAUUCGUAGACUUGCGGCGGCGCUUGAGUCGCAAGCAGAAGAAGCUACUCAGCAAAAGGCUGAGGAGGCUGCUCGAUCAGGUUCGGAAGAUGCUGCUCAACCAGAAGAUAGGGAUGACGAUUUUGCGAUACCCGAUGGUAUUGCUAAUGAUCAUGAUGUCUUGGACUAUCUGUUCAACGACAAGGCUGAAGACGCGGCGGACGAAGAUAGGGAGUAUUUGCGUUGGCAUUUGCCUUCCAGCACCGCCGACCACGACGAAGCGCUCCGCAUGGAUCGCGGCGCUUGGGACGAGCAUGCACCACCAGGAUUCAACAUGAACACCCAGUUCACAUGUUACGACGCAUUCGAAGACCCACUGCCACCGGAGGGGAUCAUCGAGCAACCCCAGUUAACUGACCUGGGGUAUCUCGACGUGCCUGACAACUGGUUCAUGGACGAUCCUUUUGAAGUCAUCGCUACUGGUCCAAUUGAGCGGUGGUCAACGCAGCCUACAUUCACGUUGGAGAAUUUUUCGUACUUUGAUUUGGAUGAGAUAACGCCGUCAGAUCUACAAGAUAGGUUUCGUGUCAUCAAGGAUGAGCGUGAGCAGAGGGAGGCGCAAGGUGAUGCAUGA